UCGGUACGCAAAAAGAAUGAUCUCUAUUCUGAAUUUAAAGUGUGAAAACUGCUAGUUGUUUGUUUUCUUUUUAUUUAGAGCCAAGAAAAAGUCAAGACCAAAAAAACAUACACUGCUCUUGCUAACAUUCAUCAAACAUCAGCAUAUCCACAAUGGGUGAUAGUAACCUGGGUUUAAAACUUUAAUUUAUGGCUACCAUGACCAGGUUUUCCCAGUCCUUUCUUUCUUCAUGUUCACAUCCACCGAUUCCUCCAAAAAGAAAUUUCUUGAAACCACAAGGCUCGAACGAGAAAAGCGGGAAAAGGAUCGAGUGGAAAAGUUAGAGUUAGAGAAAAAGAAUGCAGCUGCACAAGUAAUUCAGCAAUGGUGGAAAAGAAGAGACAGAGUUAAACAAGCCAAAAUAGAAUCUUGGGCUUGGUGGGAUGUCCAUUGUAAAACAGAAUUAGAUAUUAUAGACUUUUUACAACUUGUUGGACUCUACUGUUUUUUAACCCGCCACACACAACCUGACAAAACUCGCCUAAAAUGUCUUGUGAAAUACUUCACGAACAACAAAUUCGGCAAGACAAAAAUACCUUUUUAUACGUUACUGAUCGAUAUGAGAUACAUGAGUCGGGCGCGGAUUUACUUAGAACAGGUCAUUAUGCAAUGUAUUCAGACAUGCACCUGCUCCAAUGAUACGACCAUGUUUGGACCUGAAUUGACCUUUCUGCUCCAAUACCUCAACCCAAAAACAUACCAAACAAAGCAUAUAUACGACCCUUAUCAUGUCAUUGAUAUACCGGAUAAGAUCCUAUCCAGUACUGCUCAAACCGUUUUAAAAAAUACCCUCUGUCAGUUUAACUUGCGUGAUGCAUUGACCCUUUGUGUACAGCAAAUUAUCAAAUUAGAAGACAGAUCAUUUAAACUAUCUCCGCAGGACAUAGCCCGUGUCAAGGCAAUGAAGUUAUGGUUAACUACCAUAACUAGGUUAACUCUUUACCCAAUUGAACAUGCUGGUUUGUCUUGUGAUGCAUUAGAUAUGGCAACCGCUUCUAGAUUUCUUUGGACCAAUACCAUGGCGGUACCUAAUAUCACUGCAUUAAUCAAUGACGCGAUGGCUGAUAGGCUUCGUCAAUGGGCGCUGAAUGCUAUCGUUCUCUUUCUUCAACAAUCAGAUUCCGUAACACAAGAGUUGAGCGGGAAUGGGUUCUUAUUUCUGCUGGCUAAUGUGAUUGAACUUUGGAACAAUAGUAAAAAUACAUUGAGGGCUGAGCAAGAAAUGCAACUGGUAGAAUUAACGACCUCCCUACUAAAUUAUAUCGAACCGUACUUCUCGGAUAGACAGACGCCCUCAUAUCCAUACUACCAUCCAAUUUUUAAAUGGUCUAAAGCAGUUUGGGGGAAUACGUUGCCUUCGCUUGUUUUUGACAAAGUGAUGAAACAGAUGGAGUAUAUUUGGUCAAGAGCUUUUAUGGAUCAAGUCUUUGCGGACAUUAUCCUGUUCGAACAACAACGAGUAAAAAAGAAUUUAUUCAAAAGAGGAGGGAAUGAUCUUGCCUUGUUUUCCAUUGAAGUCGAAUCGAUUUUCUCCAUGUAUAUUCAAUUAACAAGAAUAUUUAAAGCACACAGAAAAGUCAUAUUUUACCGUAUUGCCUUCACUACGCAAUUGAUGCCUCAACUUUGGAAACUCAUGAAUCAGUUUGGCCCUAAAGGAAGUAUGGUCAUCUAUCUAGAUGCUGCCAAACGGAAAGAUAUAGAUAAGGAACCUCUCGUACAAAUCCUAAAAGUUUUUUGUGAAGCAUGCUCAAUUGUGUUUUUAACACUAGAUGAUGUAGAUAUUUUUACUCGUCAAAAGCCUUUCUCUCCCAAUGACUUGAUACAAAUCAGCUCAUUUCUUAAUACAUUCUACUUUUCGUUGAUCCAGCAGCAGACAGACAUACCAACUGAACUUCCACCUUCCGCUGACUCUUUUAAAUCCGCUAGACGUUUGCUGCUACAAAUUUAUGAUUUAGACUUACACCAUCCAUUCUGCCCACCAAACCAUUGGUUGCUAAUAUCCAUGUCCAAAGGUAUGAAAUCCUUCUUUUCUUCCAUAUUUAGCGAAGCGAGCAAUGGUUCAGCAUCAUUGUUCUUAUCCAAUCUGAAACAAGGUGAUCCAGUGCCACUUCGUAUCCUGCAAUUAAUGCCUCAUACUGUAUCAUUUGACAUGCGGCUCAAGAUCUUUCGUGAUUGGGUAGCGUUGGAUAGAUCCACCAUCAUUAACAAGAACAAUGGAAAGGUGGUCACGGUCAGAAGAGGUCAGGUGUUGGAAGAUGGGUUUCAUGGAUUAUCGGGUUUGGCCCCUUCAGCAUGGAAAGGAAAUAUUCGUGUCGCAUUUGUAAAUGAAUUGGGUGUAGGAGAAGCUGGUAUUGAUCAAGGUGGCCCAUUUAAAGAUUUCCUUACAAUGAUGAUAUCAGAGGCUUUUGAACCCAAUUAUGGAUUGUUUACAUCCACCAAAUUAAAUAGUUUCUAUCCAAGUGCAACAUCAAGUGUUCAUGGUCGUAACCAUAUCCAAUUAUUUGAAUUUAUUGGAAAGGUAAGAAAUCAAGUAAGGUGAGGCGUGAUCAUUCUGGUCUGAAUUGACGACAUGAAACGUGCUUCUUUCUUGUAGGCCAUUGGAAAAGCAUUAUAUGAAGGAAUUUUGUUGGAUGUCAAGUUUGCAGGAUUUUUGUUAGCCAGAUUAUUAGGGCGUAAUGUAUUUUUGGAAGAGCUCAAAGAAUUGGAUGAAGAAGUUUGGAGAAAUUUGACAUUUAUCAAGCACUAUGAAGGAGAUGUAGAGGAGCUUGGGUUAUCAUUCGAAGCGGAUGAGAAUAUUUUUGGAAAAAUUGAGUCUCACGAGCUGAAAUAUAGAGGGAAACA
Molecule: messenger RNA, 2880 nt
Organism: Mucor mucedo
Lineage: Eukaryota; Fungi; Mucoromycota; Mucoromycetes; Mucorales; Mucoraceae
Exons: 5
Coding region: 230-2578 (782 amino acids)
Biological process (GO): ubiquitin-dependent protein catabolic process; protein polyubiquitination
Molecular function (GO): ubiquitin protein ligase activity
Source: RefSeq, a predicted model, not a curated record